CAUCUUACCACUUGUACAUCUCAUUCUGUGUAUAAUUCCUACUGUUGUCGUUCUUUAUUAUUGAUUGCUGCUUUUACUGACGUAUCUAGACUGCUGUCUCUUCUUGAAAACUUUCAAAUGAUGUGUAUCAAAGGCCUUUGGUGAUCUUAUUGCUUCGUUUUUAAUCGGAAGAUACAUUUCCUCUACUGCAGACUUUUUGUUGUGCCCCUGAGCUCAUACACAAAAUCAUCCUAGUUUUUGUCGUCAUACACUCCAACAAUCUCAUUGUGUGUCAUUAUCCUUGAUGUUUUCUUGAUCAGCAUGGAGGAGCUUCCUGCGGAGCUCGUCUUCCACAUAGCGACAUUCCUUGAACCGGAUGACCUCGUGAGGCUUCAGUUUGUGUCGCGAAGACUGUCCUCCCUAGCACGAGAUCAAAAGCUAUGGAAGCGCCUAUGUUUCGAAAACUCGCGUUUUCAAGCCCUCCGACGGCGGCGUGAGCUGACGUCUGCUUCCAUGGCCAUGUCACUCCAAAACAUCCUGAUACAUGGUGAUUCCCGGGCUGUCGCACUCCAGCGAGCAGCGACGACGGCAUUUACACGCCCAAGCCCGACGCCAGGCACCAUUCCCGGCUUAGACUCUGAGGAUGCAAUGACGAAUACACCUGCCAGUUUCAAUGAUAUACAGGGUCGUCUGCCACACCGCGUAGCACUCAAUGAAACACGGCGAGCAAUGGCAAAUUGGGAUCCUUCCUAUCCAACUGAGAAAGUCGAUUGGUAUCAGGAAUACAAACAACGACAUGCGCCCAUUUCGAUGGAUUGGUUACAGCAGCCGACAAACGGCGCACAAAGGAGCCAGCGACAGACACUAGAUGUCCUUGGGGUGGGACUAUAUCAGGACGAUUCCGACGUUGCUCAGUAUUCGCGAGUAGUUGCCCCACUCGGCGAUGGAAGUGUUUGUCUGUGGGACCUUGACGAGGGCAAAGUCCGCGCCAGGAGCGGUCCAGGACUCCUUUCAGUUAACGGGCCAUUCUCUGGACUAGACAAUGGAGGAGGCAAAGCUGAGAUGACGAGCACGGGUGUGGUGGAAUGUGUGAGUGUGGAUAGCGCGCAAAAAAAGGCAUAUUUUGCCGUACAAAGCGGCUUGAGCGAGGUCGACCUCGAAACGCUUCAGCUCAUUUCGCAUGAGCGGUUUCCGUUUUCCAUCUCGGCCUUGUCAGAGGCUAGACAUCCAGUGCCGCUGACAGUAGGCACAACGCUGAGUCUGCACCUUCACGACUCACGUGUAAGCCAGAUGUCAAGAUUCUCGACGACGUCAACUGAUGAACGAUGCGAUAUACCUGUGAGCUCAUAUGGUCAUCGACAUCACUGUGCCUAUUCUACUGAAGACUAUAGUCUUCACUCUUUACUUACCAGGACCUCCCUCCCGAAAUACGCCCCCUUAUUCCAACCGGGCCCACUAUCAAUUCUUCAUCUGCCUACUUCUGAGGGAAGAAUGAAUGACGCCAGCGAAGGCGGCAUCUAUGUUGCGGGCCGCUUCUCCAGCAUUCUCAAUUACGAUCGACGAACCUUUCCAAAGCUCCGAGGGCAUUUACACUCUGGUGCGAGUCUCUGCAGUUUGACUUCGCUGCCAUACCCGUUUACGUCCCUUCAUGCAGAUGUGUUGCCCGUGAACGAACUUUCUGUCGAAGACAUUGCCGAGAGAAAAUCUCGAGAAGGACAAACUCUAGUUGCAUGUGGCGAAUACAACACCAAAGGCUCGCUCGAGCUUUACGAAAUAUCCCAAAGUCCUUACACAUCCAGCCACAGCAGCAAUAACAAUAAAGACAGCAUAGAUGCACCUAGCCUCAAUCAUGGAGGCCAGAAAACAUCUACCUACAAGAACCGCUUUUCCGCAUCAAGCUCCAAGCUCCUUUCUGUUGCUACGCAUGGAACCCGUCUCGUUUUCGCCGACGGCAAUGGCCUGCUCAAAUGGGUCGAGCGAGAUGGCGCGUCCGAAGUCCGCAGGUGGAACAUCAACAAUUCUCUCACAAGGCCAAUACUUGACACCGAGUCUCACCAUGAGCUCAAUAUUCGGUCCAUAGCACAGCAAUUUGACCGAGAGGAUGACAUACGCGAUACUAUCCGCUCACGAGGUGGGUCCAAUGGCAUCGGCAGCAGCACUACCAGUGCCGCCGCAGACAUCACCAGGCCCUACAGUCCCGUCAACGACACGGUUGUCCGCAAAAUCCUUCCCAUCCCACAAAGCCACGGCCGAGGUCCAGGCGAGCUGCUUCUUUGGACAGGCGAGCAGAUAGGAGUGCUCGGAUUCGGCGGUAGCCAAAAGCAAAACUUAUUCCGCCGGUCGUCAUAUUUGGAUGAUCCAGACCAAAUGGAGCCUAAAGAUGAGCGUGAAAUGCACAGUUUACAAGAGCAAGCACGCGUAUACCGGGAGGAAAUGCUGCAUGAGGAGGCCAUGCGUCGCGCUCUGGAACGACAAGCCGAUGAAGUGAGGUUUCUGCGAGGCCUUGGUUUUGGUCGUUAUGGCAUCUGAUCGUCUUUAUUGCGGAACCCAGGAAAAACAUAGUACAAAUGAGGGAUCUUCAUUCCUUUGUCUUUCUCAAUUUUCUUUUUCUUUUAAACCCUUGUCUCUUCUCAUUUUCCCCAAUUU
Messenger RNA from Xylona heveae TC161, 2625 nucleotides. RefSeq lists its product as hypothetical. Gene Ontology annotation, molecular function: protein binding. The coding region runs from base 301 to 2508 and encodes 735 amino acids. Gene Ontology annotation, biological process: protein polyubiquitination. NCBI's taxonomy places the organism in Eukaryota, Fungi, Ascomycota, Xylonomycetes, Xylonales, Xylonaceae. The record is from RefSeq and is a predicted model, not a curated record. The transcript is spliced from 2 exons.